AUGUAUUUUAUGGGAGCAAUUGGUCAUAUUAUGCAAGGAAGCGACAUAAAAGAAGUACUAGCAGAGAUCUAUGCGUCAAAAUCAUUAGAAAAAAUGCUCAAUGGUCAUGCUUACGCAAAAGCUGUUCGAGAUCAUACACUACUUCAGCAACUUACUUUGGCAAUUAUAAUAUUAAAAGAAGUUGAAAUGAAUGACAUAAUGGAUGCAGAUGUAAUCAUAAAUAUCGAGCAUAUAUUAGGUAAUACUCUUUCAUACAAUGAUAUUGAAAAUGACGAUCAAGUAUCUGGAGCUUUACUUAAUAAAUUUAAUCAAAAACUAAAAGAAUAUGAGGAACAAGGACCAACUGCAAAACUUUGGAUUUAA
Molecule: messenger RNA, 363 nt
Organism: Pieris macdunnoughi
Lineage: Eukaryota; Metazoa; Arthropoda; Insecta; Lepidoptera; Pieridae
Source: the annotation of a GenBank genome assembly